AUGUAUACCCUAUCUUGCUGGCUUACGGAACUUAUCGUUGUAGCCUUUGUAUACGCUUGUGGAGAGUGGGGUUACCUUCAACCAGAUAUUACUCGUAAUGUUAUAAAUAUAGUAGAUACGAACCAAGGCAGGUUUCUAGCGUUAUGCUCUCUAGAUUUCUCAAAGCCCCUGCUGUACUAUAAUAUCUUGCGCUACCGGACUUUCUCGGCAAGGACUAUAUUAUGCAAAAGUGACCCUAUUUCCGCUCCUCAAGAGUCUCAAAAUGCGAUAAAAUAA
Molecule: messenger RNA, 276 nt
Organism: Penicillium odoratum
Lineage: Eukaryota; Fungi; Ascomycota; Eurotiomycetes; Eurotiales; Aspergillaceae
Product: cryptococcal mannosyltransferase 1 domain-containing protein
Exons: 2
Coding region: 1-276 (91 amino acids)
Source: RefSeq, a predicted model, not a curated record